Molecule: messenger RNA, 10358 nt
Organism: Acanthaster planci (crown-of-thorns starfish)
Lineage: Eukaryota; Metazoa; Echinodermata; Asteroidea; Valvatida; Acanthasteridae
Product: signal-induced proliferation-associated 1-like protein 1
Biological process (GO): regulation of small GTPase mediated signal transduction
Cellular component (GO): cytoplasm
Molecular function (GO): protein binding; GTPase activator activity
Source: RefSeq, a predicted model, not a curated record
ACGAAGGUGUUGUUUAUUCGCAGUUGACAACGGUGUCCUAGGGAUCAGUGGGAUUUCACAGUCAUCGUACUAUUGUUUCCUUCCGGUCGACGGCCGACGGACUGAGCGAAACGGUUGUGUGACUUAUCUGACGGAAUUUCGUUUUUUUUUGGCGUGGCGGUUUUGCUCAACAAUUUGCGAGUAUCCAGCUGUCAAUGACUGAUUACAAGCCCUGAACCAAAGACAGAUGACGUACAGAGGUGAGGCAAACCUGCAACUGGUGUGAAUAUUUCUGUGAUCGAGGAUAGACAUCACAUGGGCACGGGUGGAUCUGUAUCUACCACAGCAGUGACUGCAUUGUACCGGUAAUUAGUCUAAGGACACAGGAAACACUAAGCAAUACAAGGACAGUUUAGAACCGUGGAACUUCUCAGCUUAUUUUUCUACAGAAGUUCAAAGCAUUGGAGGGAAUGCCUAACACGAAAUGAGUAUUUGUUUUGUUGUAUGACAUGGAGAAGUAUGGUGAGCUGUACCCUGGAUAGUAUCUUUCACUUUGCCUAAUUGUCGGAGCGAUCUGUGAAGAGGAAGUUGGGGUGGGCCCGACAUCAGAGCCAGGAAGGAAACUGGUUGGCACAGCAAGGACACGUGCACCUUGGUUUAUUGCAUAGCGGAGAGAUAAUGACAGGGAGAUUGCAGGCGUGACAUGCGCAAUGGCCGCACAGGGAAGGAGUAGCAUGUAUCCGGCCUACAUGCACAACAGCAGCAUGCCGCAGUCCAGCGCACAGUCCCACUUGAUCAAGAGCGUGAGACAGGGUGCCGCACAGAUGGCCGAGUACUACCACAGCACCAUGGUGCCCAACGGUCGGGUGUCCCCUCCAGGUGGCAGGGACGCCAGCGACAAGUUCUACUCUACUGGUACCUCCCGAUCGGAGGGCCGGAGGAUACCCAGCAUGGACGAUCCAUUGAGGAACAAGGAAGACUCGGAUAGGUACACCCACAGUAGCAGCAGUAGCAGUGGAGGUUUGCCCUCAGGACAAUUCUUAGCCACCCCAGUGAAAGUUGAGGACAAGUACGACGGCAACUAUGAGGAGGUCAGAGGGGGCAGUAGGCUGGGGCAAGAGGGUGAGGUGAGACCGGCUCUCGCCCAGGAAUCACGGACAAGCACAGCUACCAGGGUACAACUGACCAGGAAUCAGGACCAGAUUGGUACCCCCUCAGGGAGCAGGGGUCAGUUUUGGAGAGAAGGACUGCCAGAUGAGAAAAGGACUCGUGCAACUGGUAGUCCGCACCGUCGGCACAACACCAGUCCUGACAACAAGUACUUUGUAUCUGCUCAGGGACACGCAGAGGCUUCCCGACAGGCUGCCUUGACGACGGAUAACGUGAGGAGCUUGGCACGUGGUGACCGCGUGCAGCUGCGACGAAGCAACAGUAAUUCCACCCUCAACGAAAUCACGGACCGAAUGGAGUAUCACAACAACCCCUUGUUGCCAAGGCGGGAAUACGGCAGCACGUCAUCCAUUGAUGUGCAGAGCGUGAGUGGUGAAAGUUUCUUCCAGAUGCUGCAGGACUACCGGGCGGACGUUGACCAAAGAAGUCCCGCCCCGCCGCAAUUGAACAGACUGCUUCAGGGAAAAGUUGGCAGCUCCGUGCCCUUGAAUGACACAGAAAGAGGAAUUUCUAAACAGUCAACAGCUGCCGAGAAAUCUGCGAGCAAAGAGCUCUUGACAGCUAAAGACAGCAUCGACAAUGCCGACUUUGGCGGGAGUCCCCGGAUCACCCGGAAGCAGAGCAAGCGCAACAAGAAGAACAGAAACAAGUCCACCUCAGGGACGGAUCAGUCCUUCUUCAAGAAGAAGCUGCGCAGCAGCAUGAAAGGCAGCGACCGAGCAGAGGCUCUGGAGAGAACGGGCCGAGCGGCCGGGGAGGAGGAUGACAUCACCCUGGAGGACAGAAUGGAGGAAAGGACAAGGCAGCUUGCCUUCCAGCACUAUGAUGUGCAGAGUACCUACUUUGACAUGCAGGACGCCAUCAGGAAUCGUAAGGCGACAGAGAGGAAGAGAAACACCACCACCGGUGCCUCAGCUGCCUCCAGACACAGUGCUAACAACACGCCAGAGGGGAGUCUGGAGGAUCUUCUUAAGGUGGAACAGCUGGCAGACGAUGGGGACGGCCGGGGGAACCUGCUCAUCCACAGCUGCCCCUUCUUCCGCAAUGAGAUUGGUAACGAGGUGGAGCCCCGCGUCUCCUUCUCCCGGAUCGGCAUGCUGAACGCCCGGGCCAUGCACCGGGAGAAGCACCGGGCCAUCCUGGAGGCGGAGCCGGAGCCUGAGAGGAGGGCAAGCCUAAACUGGAAGGGCCCCGUCAUUGAGUUUGUGGAUCAUGGCGCCAUGUACUACAGGAAAUACUUCUAUGGGUUUGAGCACCAGAAUUAUUUUGGCUUGGAUGAAAACUACGGGCCGGUGGCAAUCAGUAUACGAAGAGAAAGCAGGUUGGAUGAGACAGACGGGGCGACGGAGAGCAAAGAGAAAGACAAAGAUGCCGCCGGCAAGUACCAGUACAGGAUCAUCGUCAGGACCUGCGAGCUGGUCACCCUGCGCGGUGUCAUCGCUGAGGAUUCCAUCCCUUCUACCGCCAAGCACAACUCCCCUAAGGGCUUCCCCCUCAAGGACGUCUUGGAAUAUGUGGUCCCCGAUCUACCCUUGGCUUGCCUCAGGCUGGCCCUGUCAUCUGCCAAGGUUACUGAGCAACUACUAAAACUGGAUGAGCAAGGGGUGAGCAAUAAAUAUAAAGUGGGCAUAAUGUUAUGCAAGGCUGGGCAGAACACAGAGGAAGAGAUGUAUAAUAACGAGCACUCCACACCGGCCUUUGAUGAGUUUCUCGAGUGUAUCGGUGAGCGGGUUAGACUGAAAGGGUUUGACAAAUACAGAGCUCAACUAGACAACAAGACCGAUUCCACCGGUACCCACUCUGUGUAUGCGACGUACCAGAAACACGAAAUCAUGUUCCACGUGUCGACAAUGCUCCCGUUCACCGCUAACAACAGGCAGCAGUUGCUGCGAAAGAGACACAUUGGCAAUGACAUCGUCACCAUCGUGUUCCAAGAGCCGGGGGCUGAGCCGUUCACGCCCAAGACAAUACGUUCGCAGUUCCAGCACGUGUUUGUGGUUGUGCGGGCCAUUGACCCCAACACAGACAAUGUGUUCUACACGGUUGCCGUGACAAGAUCCAAGGAUGUAUCAGCUUUUGGGCCUCCUCUGCCAGCUAACGCUACCUUUCCCAAGGGACCCACCUUCUCUGAAUUUUUGCUCGCUAAGAUCAUAAAUGCAGAAAAUGUUGUCCACAAGUCUGACAAGUUCAUUGCCAUGGCAACCAGAACAAGAUGCGAAUACCUGAAGGACUUGGCAGAGAACAGCGUGACGACGACCACCGUGGAGUCGGGCGCUAAAAGCAGCAAGUUCAGUCUCUCGCACAAGAAGAAAGAAAAGGCAUGCCCCCGACCAGCCCCCGACAUCCAGUGCAAGGGAGCCCUCACAUGGCGAGUGGAGGUCUAUCUCUGGUCCCCCAUCUGGACUGACCAGGACAUGAAGGUCGAUGAGUUCAGUCUUUCCGAUCCUGUGGAGUGCAUCUGUGCCAUCUCUCCAGAGCUCUUCACCCUCGUCAGGGAGGCCAGCAAGGAGGUGAUCUUCAGCAUCCCUUGCAAGGCUAUCAUAGGGUGGACGGACACUCACCACAAUUUGAAGGUUUACUUCAACGAGGGGAACUGUGUACGGAUUCGCCUACCUGAGUAUGAACUAGAUGAGAUUCCUGGCAUCGUGAAAAGACUCGAGGCUGUCACCUCGGGAGUCAAGACUCAGGAGAUCACCUUGCUUCGUAACGGUCUUGGCCAGCUUGGAUUCCAUGUGCACUACCAGGGCAUUGUAGUUGAGGUGGAUCCCUACGGGUGGGCGUGGCAAGCUGGAUUAAGAAAAGGGGCGAGACUUGUGGAGAUCUGUGAGAUUGCCGUCUGCACUCAAAGCCAUGAUGAAAUGAUUGAUCUGCUGAGGACGUCACAAACCGUCAAGGUUCUGGUUGUACCGCCCCACGAAGACGGAAGCCCAAGGAGGGGAAGUACGCCCAUUGACUACGAUGCAUCUCUCCCUCACACCGGCAAGACGCCGUUCAACCGUAGCUACAGUAGCGGCAAGGCGGGUCACAGCUACCGAGCACCCAUCACCAUCAACAGAGAUGGUAAGGCUAGUCAAGGUUCUCAUACCAGAUCAGCGACUACACCUGGCACCACUCUCUCAGCACACGGACGGACGCCCUCUGACCUUUCACGAUCCAGCGAAGACCCGGACAGCAUCCCCAGCAAUGCCGUGCGCAAUGCCAUUGCCACGCUGGAGCGCCGCAUCCACCACCAGCCCGAGUCACGCGUCGGGGGCCAGCACCGGUACCGCGCCACCGUCAACUACUGGAAGGAGGUAAACCAGGCCAACCGGGUGGGCAUGGCCCAACGGGAGCCCGGCAGCCUGCCCUCCUCGGGCCACGGCACGCUGGACAGCCGGAGCUCGCGAGACGGGAACGAGGCGAUGACCACGGCCUUCUCGCGGAUGGCCCAUGACCGGCGCAGCGCCCGAGAGAUCCGGACGCCGCGGAUGCAUGACAUGCCGGAGAGGCUGCGCAGCUCACAGGAGGAGCUUGAGCAGAUCUCGGCCCUGGCCGCAGUCCAACAAGCCAGGUUAAGAAACUCCCAGGAGGAACUUCACAGGGUGGCAACUGGAGGAUCCCACUCACGACAGAGCUCAACUGAAGAUAAACUGGAUCAUCCACAUCCAAGAGGCAGAGUCUUGUCCGAUUCGUCCAAAUCGUCAUGGCAACAUCCAGCCAGACUUCCACAGUCAGCCACUUUCCCAGAAAGCAAUCGCGACAGAAGCAAUCCUCAAUUUGCAACGUCCAACAGUCACUACAGAGGGGCUUCUGUCAAGCACUCACGCAGUGGAGACACCCUGUCGUCGAACAAUAGUGAUGAAAAGUGGUAUGACACCCAUGAUGACAUGAACGGUUACCAUGACAGCCGACUGUCCAGGUCACGUGACAACAUUGCCGAGCCCAGCUACAGCACAUCAACCACAGCGGGAAUAUCAUCCCACCAUGUAUUCCCCGGGGAGUACCGCGACUCCGAUGCGUACGGCAAGCCCGAGAGGUACAGCCCCACUGAGCACCUGUACCCAGACAGGAUGUCGUCGGAUGCAGAGCCACAGCUGCAGCAGCAGAGAACCGGGGGUCGCCCAGCGCCAAUCUCCAGCAACGUGGUCUUGCCGGCUCCCAGCAACUCCAACCUGAGCGAUGUGUCGCUGCACUCCCACUCCACCCAUUCCAGUGGUUCCAGCCAGCGAGGUGGUGGGGAAUACCGGGGGGCUGAGCUGGGCCCACGAGCCCACACCGGGGCCGGGACCUUUCCCCGCGGCCCCGUAGCCGCUCACAGCCCAGAGCUGAGCCGUCGGACCACUGUGCACGGGAACCCGGUCCAGGGUAGAGCAGAUUACGUAUCCAGCGGGCACAGGAGGGCAGGUCCCUCUGCGUCCUCUAGCAGCAGUAUCAGUGAGACCAGCAGCCCCAGGAUCUCACGCAGGAGGACAACAGAGGUACGGAGUUCCAACGACUCAUUGAACACUCGUCUCCGACAGGGCCAGUCGGGAUCCAAGUCCCUCCCAGCGAACAACGAGCUCCAGGAGAACCUGCGCAAGCUCAUCGCUCCGGAGUCCCUCAACACGGAUGCCCUGUCGCCGUCCGUAACCACAUUGUCAGGUGGAGGAGCUCACCAGGCCGCUCUACCCCGUGAGCAUGCUCAGACCAACCGGCUGGGCCUCCUGCAUCGCACCUACUCAGACGAGAGCAUCGCGGCUGGAGGUGGGCCUUACAACCGUCCAGGCCGCCAUGACCAGUACGACAUGGACCUCUCCAACGAUGUCCUGUUCACAAGUGCCAAGUCUCCACAGCUAGAGAGUACUCCAGUGCCUGAUAAUCAGCAGUACAAAGUUGUCCGAUUUGCCGCAGUGCAACCGAUAAGGACUGCUAACAAAACCAAGACAAAGGCAAGAAAAAGCAGUGAUGAUUUGAAUGCCAACAAUAAUCGAGGGACCUCCAACCCAUCCCUCUUUCCGCUACCCGAUUCUGCCGCCCAUUUAGACUGGCAUAACCUUGUGGAGACAGCCAAUGCCUUCCAAGACACAGGCUUGGAUCAUCAAAGCUUCAAGUCGGCCUCCUCCAACAAGCUCAGCGAUCUACGAGACGGUGCCAGCCCUUCCCACCAGCCCUUCCACCACUCAAGCGGGGCCAGCGUGGACAGGCGGAAGCAACUGAGCCAGAGUACCGAGGCCCUCUCACCCUCUGCCUCUCGCCGGGCCCGCCCUCUGCUCAAGACUGACUACGACACUCUGAAGUACGCCAGCCCGACACUCGACGCCAGCGCCGCGAAACGAUCCACCCAACAGCUGGAGCUGGAACUCAGGAGAACGCAGGAGAGGCUGGAAAUGGAGCGUAAACAGAAAGAAGAGCUCGCAGGCCAAGUCCACAAACUUCUCCAUGACAACAAGAGACUGCAGGGGGAAUCAGCAUCCACGGCAGAGCAGCUCCAACAAUUCACCGACUGGUUCUUCAAUGCCAUCGAGAAGUAACGAAUCUUUCCAACCCAAAAAGAAAGGACAAAAAAAAAAAAAUCAAUCCGUUAUAUAAGUGUGUGAUGUUUAAGUCCAUGGAAAUGUAUCCACAGCCUGUAAUGUCGGAAUCUGCUUCAACUUUUUUUCUGGUUUUAGCUUUAAUUAUUGUGAUCAGCUUAUGUUUUUUUGCAGUUGUACAAUUUUUGUUCUGAGCAGCUUUCAAACAUGUUCCCGAAGUGUACUACAUCCAUAAUGAAUGUACAAGUACAUAUGUAGGUACUUCAUAGACCGUCUGGGGCUUUGAAAGUUGCAUGUUUAAGAUAGACCCUUUUAUUUUAUUCGAAAUCAAACCAUAACCAGGUGCACCCAUCAUGUUGUGCUGAGAUUCAAAAUGAAAUUGCCUGAACUCAUUUGGAAUUUUCGUUUUGUUAAAGAAUGCAUGCUAACCAACAAAUCAUGAGAACAGUGUUGGGGCCCUUUUUAAUAGCUCUUAUAAAGGGUGUUAAAAAAUGCAAACAAAAAAAAACCAGAGCAAGGAAAACAAGUCAUGUGAAACAGAAAUGACUUACAAGUUGAAAAUAAACAUAAAAGGAACGCAAGAGAUCCUCUCAAAUGAUUCCUCAGUCAUUCAGAACAGACAUAAUUUGCAAUUGAUAGGAAUGUACUCUUUUUUUUUUGAUAACCACAGGUUUUAAGUGAGGGUUUUGGCAGUUUGCUGUCAUGAACUGUGAGGGGUAAAUUUUUUGCCACAAUUCAGCAAUUCCGGACAUUUGUGCUGUUUUGUCAUAUCUCACAGACCAGUGAAUUGGUUUUGCUGUUCAGCCUCUGCAGUGAUGCCAUCUGGAAUCGUACCUUGAGGUUUUACAGGAACUGACUGAAGUGAACUGGCUAUGUGGAAUUUUUCCGGGGUGGGGGGGGAGGUAAUUUGCGGGGAACAAGAGAUGAAGGAAUUUUGUAAAAUGCUGUGAAGGGGUGUCCAUUCCCAAUCCACAAGCAACGGAUGUGUCUAUUAAAGCUGUAGUUCUCACUGUGGGAAGAGCAGUAGAACAUAGGCUGGUUUUGGAGUAGAGGUGCACGGAAAGCAGGGGCGACACUAUUCAAGGUCUUAUCUCGUUGAGGCAGUGAAGUGUGGUUUUUGUGUUUGUAACAAUUAUCGAUGGGGGCAAACUCGUGGAUGUAUAAAUUCGGGGAAGGACAUGGCUGAAGGGCUCCAGGCUGGCUUCGCAAGUUCGGAAUUUGUUCAGAUGACACACGUGAAUAUCCACUCUUUUGGGUAGGUGAGAAAGAAUGCAGUUUCAAUCUGAAUCGCAUUGCAUGGUAGUUACAAGGUGCUUGUACCAUAAACUGUAUGCCCUGUUGUAAUGUUUACUGCAGAAAGCAAACAAAUCAAGUGUUAAGAAAAACAGAGGCUUCACCCAAACUCACUGCCAUUUUUGUGCUUUUUUAUGCUGAUAAUUUUUUUUUUACAUCGUGCAGGUAUUUUGAAUGAGUAAAACACAAUUUGUACACUUUUGGCUGUUUAUCUUGUACAGGUUCUUGGUGUGUGACAUGAUUACUUCCACAUUUUUGCUUUGCAAACGGCCAAAUCUUAAAGACCCAAUUUGAAAGGGAUUCCAAACUUUGCCCAAUAAAGGUGUUCUUAGCUUACUCACAACAAGAAUAAGAAAUUUAAAAACAAAUGCAGCGUGUGUUUUGCAUUAUCCUGGUAAGUAAUCCCAAUGUGUGCUGCAGUUCCUCAAAGUCUCCUUGUCACUCUGUCUGCAACUUUGCACCAUUUGCAAAAACCCUCAUUUGCGAUGAAGGAAAUCAAACAUGUUUAAUUGAUAAGAUUCCAAGUCCACAUAAUGCUGUUUCAAACAUUUCCCCUGAGCUUUGAAUGCCUGAUGCUGAGUAUCCUCCCUGAGAGGAGAAAAAAAAAUCAACUUUACUCCAAAUAUUGUUAUCAAUUUAUUUUCUAAACAUUGGGCAAAAGAAAAAAAAUGAUGGGCUUUUAAGAAACAACAUUACAGUUUAUUGUAGCUUUCACAACAAUAAAUUUGUAAGUACAACACCAGCACGUUGUAAUUAACUUUCUUUGGGGGUUGUCUCUCUAACUGCACAAUCCAUCUUUAGGCCAAAUAAUAGACCUUUCUUCUCAGCUCUCAGCCUUGUCUGUUGCCUGUUCAAGCCUUGUAAAUAAUUAUGAUUAUUAUUAAUCUUGUUUUUUACUAGUUGUACAUGACAAAAAUGUUGGCAUACAUCUUAUUUCCUCUGCAGUGUGCCAAUUCUAUUUUUCCAGAGUAUCGACCUUGUAUGCCAGUUGAUAUCUUUUGUAGAAGAAAAUCCAAGAGUGUAAAAAUGUAGCUCAAUUUGGGUAUAAAUAGUACAGUCUGUGCUCCUUUGGUACAGGCAAAACAGCAGCAGUAUUGUGUAAUAUAACUGAGUUGCUUUGUAUAGGUGACUAACAAAAGAUUUGAUAUCGUGCAUGUGUUGAAACAUUAAGUAUUUAUACAUAAUACAUAUAAAUUGCAUUUUGUUCAGUUGCAUUUUCUAUAAAGUAUGUCAGGUUUGUUCUGUUUUACCUCCUCUUGCAAACGAAAUAGAGAAAGACAAUUCUUUAUUCUCUAGGUUUAUACUUGUGUGGAGGUUGGUAGAAUUAUUUGAGGUUGUGAUGGACCCUGUGCAUACAUCAGCCAUCAACAUCUUAAAAGGUUUUUGUUGCUGUUAUUUUAAUAUGUAUCUCUGGUGAACAAAACUCCAAGAUGGCUGUCUGUGUUAAUGCGCUGUUUUGACUCCUAAUAAUGCAGUUGCUGCUCCAGAAGGAGCCACCCCUGUUGCCUCAACCCCUUCAUUUUUUUCUUGCUUUUAGAAAGACAAAUUUCCUUUGCUCUAGUUCUUCAUCUUUCCCUCAGCUGGUUAUUCAAUAACUUUACCAACAGUGAAUGCCACUGAAAAAAUACACACACUCGUAUGUUUGGGUUUAUCUCAACUUGGGCGCCCUCCCUUUGGUAAACGCUGAAUCUGCACCUGUAAUGGCCCACAUCUGGCAACAAGUCCUAAAUGAUUGACACUGGAUGACAUUUUAAGGUUCUGGAUGUCAAAUAUAACAGCAGAUACUUUGCGCAACUUGACUUUUGAGUAUAGAGGCUUUGCAUGGCAGCCAUCUUGCAGGGCGGUUCUUUUGUUCCAUAGGGAAACCUCUUUUGUGUAUACCCUGUGGAACAAAAGCCCUGGACUGCAAGACGACAGUCAUACAAACCCUCUAUUCAAAAGAAUGCCAGCAUAUUACUAAGCACCGUGUCUAUUUCUGUUUUCAUUUGUGGAUUGUCACAUGAAAUUUUGAAUCAUAUCUGUUUCACAAAUUCCUUCUCUGCUUACCUCUUCAGAUCUUUUGUACUUCUAAUAUUAACAUACCACUGUGGCUUUUCUUUUAAUAAUUAAAGAUAACAGAUUUUGUAUAUAUGUGCACUUUACGCUGUACCAGCUUUUGCAAGGUUGGUUAUUUAAGUACCUCUUGUACAAUUCUAUACGCUGGUACUUGAUAUUGAUAAUUAUAUUAAAAAUAAAUGUCAAGUUGGUGAGGACAUUUAACAGUGAAGUAAUGAGUUGUCUUUGUUAAUUUUUUUUAAUUCAUUGGAGGAAUUUCAAAGUCAACAGGCAGAGCUGUGGCUAGGAUAAGAGAAUUUUACAUCCACAGAAAACAAGGAAAGAAAUAACACAAUCAUGAUCAAAAUUAAUUGCAAACAACAUUAUUCAUAA